CGGGAUGGCUGAAAUGGAAAAUCACUCACAGGCUUUCUUCUAAGGCUGCUGCUUCUGGGACACCCAGCCAAGACACAGACAUCAGCGAAGUACCACAGGUACUCCAGCCUUGAAGGCAUGGUGUGGAAGAGGGGCACGGUGCACACCACCACCUCAGUUACUUGUCUCCUGCCUCUGCUGACUCCUGGGCCCCACAGACAGUUUCCUUCUGGAAGAUGGUGGUGCGAAGAGCUGCCUAAACACACGUUCUGCAUGGUUAGCAUCAACCUAAUGCCACAAACUCGUAAAGCCAGCCUCUGACUCUAGCCACUGCAUAGCUCCUGUCUGGGUAUGACUGAGUUAUCUACUGGGUGAGAGCCUCACCUGCAUGGAGGGCAUUAAUCACCCUCAGGGGAGUGCUGCUGUGGUUUGGCUGAGCAAAGCUGUCUGAAGGAUAUCAAGACUGGAAUAACCUCUUGCCAUCACUUCGGUGUGAUUAAUAUCUGAAAUUACUUCUGCAUAACUGUUAAAAGAAAUUCACAGUUUUUGCUCUUGGAAAAAAUAGAAAGUCUCCCAUCCCAGCAUUCAAUGCACUGAAGUGGAAAAGAUGCUUGACCAGGGACUUGUUUGUCCUUCCCCAUGCUGUCAUUUAAACUCUGCAUACUCAGAGAUCUGUGUACAAAGUGCCUGCUAAACUGGCUGCUACGUGAUGAGAACAUGGUGUUUCAGAGUGUCCUGAACCUUGCUGGCCCUGUUCCUGGAAGGUGCUAAGCAUCGUUGCUUCACACAGAGUACAGUCUGCAGCCUUCGUGAAGUACUGUGUGACCUCUUGCCUGGGUAUGAAGGUUUUUCCUAAAUUAACCUCCUUCCAGAGCCAUACCCAGAUACUGUCCACCUCACCCUCGAGCUGCUCUUUGAGGCAGGAAUGUCCUCCCCAUCCUCUUCAGCAUUGGAGACUGAGAUCUUCCAGUACAUUGAUCUGCAUCAAAGUGAUUUCAUUAAGGAUCUCAAGGAAUGGGUGGCUGUGGAAAGCGAUUCUGUGCAACCGGGCCUGAGGAGAGAAGUCAUACGAAUGAUGGCGUUGGCAGCAGGCAGACUUGCAGCUUUGGGAGCCACUGUUAAUUCAGUAAACCUGGGAUCACAUCAGCUUCCUGAUGGCCAGAACCUCCCACUGCCGCCUGUUAUUCUCGGGGAGCUUGGCAAGGAUCCACAAAACCCUACUGUCUGUUUCUAUGGCCACGUGGAUGUGCAGCCUGCUAGGAAGGAAGAUGGCUGGAAAACUGACCCUUACACGUUGACCGAAAUUGAUGGAAAUCUCUAUGGCCGUGGAGCAACUGAUAAUAAAGGACCGGUCUUAGCUUGGAUAAAUGCAGUGGAAACAUUUAGAGCCUUGAAAUUAGCUGUACCAGUAAACUUCAAGUUUAUUAUUGAAGGUAUGGAAGAAGCAGGGUCUUUGGGGCUAGAGAAGCUACUUGAAGAAAAAAAGCAGUGCUUUUUCUCGGAUGUUGAUUACAUUGUGAUUUCGGACAACCUCUGGCUCAGCAAGAAGAAGCCAGCCCUCACAUAUGGGACGCGGGGCAACGCCUGCUUCUUUGUGGAGGUCGAGGGUGGUGACAAGGACCUUCACUCUGGAACUUUUGGAGGCAUCAUUCACGAGCCGCUGACGGACCUGGUAGCUCUGCUGGACAGCCUUGUGGAUCCCACAGGUCAUAUUCAGAUCCCUGGGAUCUAUGACAGUGUCGCUGCCCUGACAGAGGAGGAGAGGAAAUUGUAUGAAUCCAUUGAAUAUGAUCUAGAGGAACAUAAAAAUAAUAGUGGAGUGAAAAAAUUCCUCUACAGUACUAAGGAAGAAAUACUUCUGCACCUGUGGCGUUAUCCUUCACUCUCUAUUCAUGGGAUUGAAGGAGCUUUUCACGAACCGGGAAUUAAAACAGUCAUUCCAGCAAAAGUUACAGGGAAAUUUUCAAUUCGCCAAGUUCCCUAUAUGGAUCUUGCAGUUGUGAAACAACAGGUGGAGGAGCACUUGAAGAAUGUGUUUUCCAAGAGGAACAGUCCAAACAAACUCAAAGUGUCUAUGCCACUGGGUGCGAAGCCCUGGGUUGCUGAUGUUAAUGAUCCACUAUAUAAAGCAGCAAGAAGGGCAAUAAAAACAGUUUUUGGAGAAGAUCCAGAUUUUAUUCGGGAUGGUUCAACAAUUCCUAUUGCCAGACUGUUUCAGACUAUAACGCAAAAAAGGGUAAUAAUGUUUCCAAUUGGAGCGGCCGAUGCUGGGGAGCACUCCCAAAAUGAGAAGAUAAGCAGAUACAACUACAUUGAAGGAACCAAAGUGUUUGCAGCCUUUUUCCUGGAGAUAUCAAAGCUACGUGGGCAGUUACAUGAAACUUCCAGCCCGGAGACUAAAAACUGACAGACCAUCAUAACAAAAUCAGCAAAACACUUUUUCACUUUUUUUUUUUUUUUUUUUUUUUUUUUUUUUUUUCAGUUUUAGGCUAAUUUCCUGAUCUGGAAAAACAUGUAAAUCACAUAUUCUAUGUGACUGAAUUUGUGGAAGAAAUAAAUGCCAUGCUAUCACUUGGCAUACUGCUAAAUUACAUGCAUUUGUUAUUCAGCCAGUCAACUGGACUUAUCCCUGAUGCUAUAAAACAGAGUUACAGAUAGUUCAUUCUCAUGGAGUAGAAUGUGUUAUAUUUUACUUCUAAAAUUUAGGGCAAAGGGAAUUUUGACAUUUACUUCAUUAAAAUUACUUUAUUUCUGUUUUGUAAUACACCCAUGUUUAUGCUACCUAGCUCAUAUUCCAGUUUCUGAAUACAAGCAAUUCACACCACUUCAUACCUCCUACCUAUAUACAAAAUUUCACUAUGAAAGUUUUAGAAUAAAGAUAUACUGUUACAUUCA
Molecule: messenger RNA, 2874 nt
Organism: Oxyura jamaicensis (ruddy duck)
Lineage: Eukaryota; Metazoa; Chordata; Aves; Anseriformes; Anatidae
Product: beta-Ala-His dipeptidase-like
Exons: 12
Coding region: 905-2386 (493 amino acids)
Biological process (GO): proteolysis
Cellular component (GO): cytosol
Molecular function (GO): metallodipeptidase activity
Source: RefSeq, a predicted model, not a curated record